Molecule: messenger RNA, 1524 nt
Organism: Ilyonectria robusta
Lineage: Eukaryota; Fungi; Ascomycota; Sordariomycetes; Hypocreales; Nectriaceae
Exons: 5
Coding region: 1-1524 (507 amino acids)
Source: RefSeq, a predicted model, not a curated record
AUGUGGACGAUACUCUUCCCUCACACCGACACCAGCCAGAAUCUCCGGAUUAGCAAGAAUGCAAUCCGUCUCUGCACCACGCCGACGAGAUCCCCUCCAGAGCUCGAAGGAGAUUUUGCGACACUCAAGAGCUUGAACCAGCCUCCCAACGUCGAGAGUUAUCUACCGGUUGAGAUUGUCCAGUCAUCUACUGCCGCUGGUAGUAUUCUUGCCCAUCGGACAAGCCAAGACACAGACCCAACACCCGUGCAUGACGCUCAACCGGACGACAAAUGCCAGAAUGCCACAGUAGACCAAUGGAAUAUUGAAUUCCCAUCAGUGAGCCUCAUGGCAGAGUGCCAAAGACCUGCCCAGGUACCUUGGAACCAGAAUGGCCUUUUAUCUCCAUCGUCCUACAUCGCAUACUCAUACUUCCCGUUCAUCACGCUCGGUAAUCUCUCCUCGGUUCCCGCCCAAGACUUCCAAUUCCUCGAGCUACAGGGCUGCUUAUAUGUCCCGAGUCGUCCUAUUCUCGAUAAAUUUACUCGCCAGUAUUUUCUCCACAUGCAUCCCCUGCUUCCUGCACUCAACGAGGGAGACUUUUGGGACAUGUACUUUCAGCAUUCAAAUCCACGCGCGCCUGGAAGAAAAAUAUCGCUGCUUGUAUUUCAGGCCAUGCUCUUCUUAUGCUGUAAUUUUGUUCCCGAAACAAUGCUCAGCACUCUUGGGCUACAUACAACACAGAAGGCAUGCGCUAUCUUUUAUCGUCGUGCAACGCUACUCUUGGACCUCGAUACCGAGUCCUCGCCCAUAGCCAAUGUUCCAUGGCUGUCCAUCGCAAUUCAGUACACCAAGGAUGCUGAAGCCCACUAUUACAAGACCUUUGACAUCGACUCGGAUGAAUAUUUUGUCCUCAAAAGGCUCUGGUGGUGCUGCAUUAUUCGCGACCGCAUCUUCGGCCUGGGAAUGCGCCGUGGUAUACAGAUCACGGGUGACCAGUUUGACUUCGUUGGUAACCCUAGGCUUUGCAAUACCGACCUCGCGGACGAGAUACAUUGGAGCACAGUGCAUAGUCCUGAAACCAAUAUCUAUUUGGCCGACAUCCUCGACUUGUUAGUCGAGCUGCGCGUCGUGCUCACCGACAUACUAGAUCUUGCCUUUCCAAUCGAGGAAAGUCUAAGCCGAGGUGCAGCACUUGUCAAAGACCGGGGCCGGAUCCGCAGCUGCCAGGUUGCCCUUCACAAGGGGCACAGGCACGCUAGCUUGCGGCUUCCAAAGUUCAGCACGUCGCUUGCGCUUCCAGAAGAGCCUGUGUAUCACGACACUGUGAUUCUCUAUACGAACUUAUUGCGCAUGUACUACUACUCGUCCAAAGUGGUUCUCAGCCACCACGAAAUAUUGCAACUAGCUGCCGGGUCCAUGUCAUGCCAUGCCAGCUCGUCGGAUAUUUUCAUCCUCAAAGAUAACCGCUCCGAGCUUCAAGACGCCGUUUUGGGCACCACAGGGUGUCUAGAAAAGCUAACCCGCCUCCAGCUUGCACGCUAG